CUUGUGACGGCAGAUGCUGCCGAGAUGGGCGGACAUGCUGCUGCUGCUGAUGAGACAGGGGUGUCUGUGCCUCCACCUCGGACGUGGUUCUAGGCCCCAGGCAUCUUGUCCGAGACACCCAUAUCGAUUGAGAAUGAGGUCAUUGUUUGGCCUUGUAAGCUUGAAGUUGCGACUCCACGUCUUGGGGGCGUGGCAGCCAGUUUCCAAGUUCCGCCAGCGUCAAGCAUACUCCGCAAGAUCGACCGUUCGCCAAAGAGGCAUGCGCCGUGCCGCAUGUGGCACAAUCAACACACGACGGCAUUGCAAGAUUGUCUGUUUCUCGCUGGAAAAGGCGCCACACUGCUACGAUUGUCACCUUUAGACUGAGCAACGUCUAUCUGUCCAGCUGCCGCCAAACGGUGCGAACCAACCUGGGACACUCGGCGUCUGAUGGCGCUGUCGACGUUUGGGUUCCUGGUGAUCACUUCGAUACCGACGGUGAUUGGAAUCGCAGAGGCCAUCGACGGCCAGAAGCGCCAGAACCAGGAGGCCAAGGACAGGGUCAAGUUCCAUCUGACCGCACGGUUCUCUGCGGACGGCGUGGCACUGCCAGAGCAGCGUGUUGUUGUGUUCAAGGACAAGAAGCUGUACUUUGACCACCCAUCGCACCCGGUGCGCGACGGAUACGUGUUCAACGGGUACUAUUUUGGGUGGCCUGGGGAGGAGGGGGUGCAGGGCAUGGUGGCACAGGUGUCUGAGGAUCCGCCGGUGCUCAACUGGAUCUUCGCGGACAAGGAGACGGGUGUUCUGCGGCACGGGUCGCGCAGCGAGGCGGCCGAGCACACGCACGGGUCCUGGAGCUGGACCGAGGACGAGGCGUGGCUGACGCUGGAGGGCGGGCAGCGGUUCGUGGCGGUAGAGAACCACGACGGGAGCUGGACGGCACACUACGACCGCGAGGGCAACCUGGACGAGGUGCUGGACGCGCGGCAGGUGCUGGACAUCCAGCUGCACCGGGAGCUGCAGCUGGGCGUGUCGAGCAGCUACGUGCGGGCAGACGGUUGACCAGGCAGUUAGUUGACAGUUAACCGACAGGUAAUAAACAUGGAAG
Molecule: messenger RNA, 1090 nt
Organism: Microdochium trichocladiopsis
Lineage: Eukaryota; Fungi; Ascomycota; Sordariomycetes; Xylariales; Microdochiaceae
Exons: 2
Coding region: 430-1044 (204 amino acids)
Source: RefSeq, a predicted model, not a curated record